This is a messenger RNA of Lampris incognitus (smalleye Pacific opah), 2321 nucleotides long. It is a transcript of the gene cdk5rap1, whose product is annotated as CDK5 regulatory subunit associated protein 1. The transcript has 13 exons. The record is from RefSeq and is a predicted model, not a curated record. Lineage: Eukaryota; Metazoa; Chordata; Actinopteri; Lampriformes; Lampridae. The coding region runs from base 243 to 2021 and encodes 592 amino acids. Gene Ontology annotation, cellular component: mitochondrion; cytosol. Gene Ontology annotation, biological process: negative regulation of cyclin-dependent protein serine/threonine kinase activity; tRNA modification. Gene Ontology annotation, molecular function: tRNA-2-methylthio-N(6)-dimethylallyladenosine(37) synthase activity; 4 iron, 4 sulfur cluster binding.
ACAUGUCGUCUUUAUUGUCAGCGUUUACCGAAUUACUUUGAUUGUAGGUAAUGACGAGAAAAUAAUUUCAACCGAAAAAAGUUGCAGUUUAACGACUAACAACUGUAGACAACGAGCCAAGGUGCUGACUGCUAACGUAAUUUAGCCAUUUACCGUCGGCUAGGUUAAAUCCGGUGGAAAGUGAAUCAAGCCCCCCUGUCUGUUAUGAUCACAGCGCCUGUCAAACACAACCAUUCUUUAUUAUGGAAUUACCAAAGCGUCUCAGACCAUUGUUUUGCCUUUCCCGUCCAUUUUCCCCUUUACGUUUUACACGACACAGUUUUUGCUCUAACUUCGCUGAAACUGGUAUCACUUCAAAAGAGAACCGAAGGAAAACGUUAGACAGUUUUAAGGGUCGGAUAUCGUCCGGUCCAAGAUUUCAGGACUUUGUCAAAGGAGUUUCAGUCGACAAAAUCCCUUUUGUCAAUGAGGGGCACACUGAAAAACAUCCUUAUCUUUCUGAGGACUCGAAGGUGGGAAAUUCAAGAAAAGUGUACUUUGAAACAUAUGGAUGUCAAAUGAAUGUCAACGACACGGAGAUAGCGUGGUCCAUAUUGCAAAAGAAGGAUUAUCAGCGCACUAGUGACCUUAAUGAGGCAGAUGUUGUUCUUCUUGUAACUUGUUCUAUAAGAGAGAAAGCUGAGCAAACAAUUUGGAACAGACUACAGCAACUUACAGCCAUGAAAAGGAAACGCAUAAAGACCCAUACACCGAUGAAAAUUGGGAUUUUAGGUUGCAUGGCAGAGAGGCUUAAGACUGAGCUUUUGGAGCGUGAGAAACUGGUCGAUGUUCUAGCUGGUCCAGAUGCAUACCGGGACCUCCCUCGCCUUUUGGCUGUAGCUCAUGGUGGUCAACAGGCUAGCAAUGUACUGCUAUCUUUGGAGGAGACUUAUGCUGAUAUCAUGCCUGUCCACCAUGCCCCUCAGGGAUACAGUGCUUUUGUGUCCAUCAUGCGAGGCUGUGACAACAUGUGCAGUUACUGCAUCGUUCCCUUCACUCGUGGGAGGGAGAGGAGUCGACCUGUGAACUCUAUCCUCGAAGAAGUCCGUAUUUUGUCUGACCAGGGUGUAAGAGAGGUGACACUACUAGGUCAAAAUGUGAACAGCUACAGAGAUACAUCAGAGCAGCAGUUCUGUGGCUCAGACCCAACCCAGCUCAGUCGGGGCUUCAGUACUAUCUACCGAACAAAAAAGGGAGGCCUGCGCUUUGCUGAUCUGUUGGACAGGGUGUCCCACAUAGACCCAAAUAUGAGGAUCAGAUUUACUUCCCCUCAUCCCAAGGAUUUCCCUGACGAGGUUUUGCAGCUGAUUGAGGAUCGAAGGAAUAUUUGCAAGCAGAUCCAUCUUCCAGCACAGAGUGGUAGCAACCAGGUCCUUAAAGCCAUGCGCCGGGGCUACACCAGGGAGGCCUAUCUUGACCUUGUGGAGAACACCAAGAGAAUCAUCCCAGGGGUGAGUCUGAGCAGCGACUUCAUUUCAGGCUUCUGUGGUGAGACAGAAGAGGACCACCAACAGACUCUUUCUCUGAUCAGAGAGGUCGGGUACAAUUUGGGAUUCCUCUUUGCUUACAGCAUGAGAAAGAAAACCCACGCGUUCCACCAUCUGCAGGAUGACGUGCCGACAGAGGUGAAGCGGCGCAGGUUGGAGGAGCUCAUCAGUGUAUUCAGAGAGGAGGCGGCAAGGGUUAACGCCAACCUCAUUGGCAGCACGCAGCUCGUCUUAGUGGAGGGAGAAAGUAAGCGGUCUGCCCAGGACUUGUGUGGGAGGAGUGAUGGAAACCUGAAAGUGAUUUUCCCCAAAAGGGAUGUGAUUGAGCCUGCAGACUCUAACAAUCGCCCUAUCAACCCUGGAGAUUACGUAUUGGUGAAGAUUUUGUCAGCCAGCUCCCAGAGCCUGAGAGGCCAUGUCCUGAGCCAUGGCUCCCUGACUGACACAGUGAGACAAAAUGAGAGCCCAGCCAUCAGCCUGACACAAGGGUGGUAACCUGAUUUCCUUACUGAGAUGAUACAAACACAACAUGCUUGACAGGCAGAGGGGAUAUUUACAAGAAACAGGCAGCCCAUUCCCAUUUUUCUCCUCUGACCAUUGUGGCAGUGGAUUUCUGGAUAGACAGACAUGCUACCUGAUAAACAAUAAAAGAUCUUGUAGGGAAGAAAACCCCAAAUGACAUGUUAUUUAAACACUUGUAAAUAUUGUACGUACAGAAAUGUUACAUACUAAAAGAUAUUUCAUUCCUUUUAUUGUAGAUUAUACAGUAUGGUAAUAAAAUGUAUUUGAAUUGGA